UUUCAUUUUCAUGGUCAAGAAUCUGUCGUUCCAAACGUGGCCUUAGGUCCACAACAUUCCGCAUUUCACCUUGCAGUGAUAUUUUAUGAUUUUUAUCAUUCGAAGUUCGAACGCUAAAAAACCCUAAGAUGCAAAGCUUUCUUCAUCUUCAUCCACAGUGGGAAAUACUUUAGACAUUGAAAUUUGGCCCUUCAGCCAUCGAGCCAAACGCAAAACCCUCGCCUCUUCCCUCUCAAGGUUCAAUCCUCCCUCUUCGAAGGACAGAACAAUUUAAAAAUCAAAAAGCAGAACCCAUUUUUCAGCUGGUCUCUCUCUCUAAACAGGGAUUUUACUUCUACGCUUUGAUUUUGGCAGUCAACCUUUUCCCAUUUCUUCAGGAGUCAGUUCACUUGCAUCAGGUGGUUAAUUUGCUUUUACAAUGGCAGACGCUGAAAAUGUCCUUCCACCUUCAAAGAAGAGGGCAGCUGGAAGGGAACUUUCUCGAGAUAACCCUGGUCUUGAUGAUGAGGAAGAUACUUCUGAACAAGAAACUGGAACUUUCAAGAAAGCUAGCAAUGAGGUGCUGGCAACCAGAAGAAUGGUCAAAGUUCGUCGCCAGCAAACCACAUCUGGUCCCUCUUCCAACCCUUUUGCUGGGAUCCGUUUGGUCCCUCUUACUGAACCCAGUGUGACUCCUGCUGAAACUGCCCCUGAAGCAAAUACUGCUGGUGAGAAACCUGUUUCAGAAGCUUUAGGUGGAGAGAAUAACGUGUGUGACAAGCAGAAAGAUGAGAAUGAUAAACAGCCUGAAAACAAGACUGAUGAGCCAGAGGCUGAAUCUGCUGCAGGUGUGGAAAAUGCUGCAGAAAAGAACGGGGAAACUGUCAAUGAGGCAGCUGGUUCUGAGAAGAGCAGUGAAAUUGUCAAUGAAGCAGCUGGUCCUGAGGCAGAUGAUGAAAAAGCAGCAGAGGUUGAUAAAACUGAGAAAGAAGAUCUAAAAGAAAAUGUUGGUGAAGAUAAAGAUUCAAGUGAGGAGACAGCAAGGUUUAGUUCAUUCCAACAGCUUUCAAGCAGCCAAAAUGCAUUCACAGGUCUUGCUGGAAGUGGGUUUUCUGGUUCAACUUUCUCUUUUGGAUCAACUGUUGUUAAGGAUGGGUUUGUAUUGGGUGCUAGUUCUGGUUCUCCAUCAAAAAAUGAACAACCUUAUCCUUCUUUUGGUUUUGGUCUACCCAAUAAUGGGAAUUCGUCCGUCUUUGGCACAAGAGGGGUGUCCAUAGUGUCUAAGAACGGGGGUAGUUUCCCAUCAAUGCGGGAAGUUCCUGUUGAGACAGGGGAAGAGAAUGAGAAAGCUGUUUACCAAGCUGACUCUGUGCUGUAUGAAUUUAUCGACGGAAGCUGGAAGGAACGAGGGAAGGGAGAACUCAAGGUUAAUGUCUCCACAAGUGGGACAGAAAGAGCAAGGCUUGUAAUGAGAGCUAGGGGAAAUUACAGGUUGAUUUUGAAUGCAAGUCUUUACCCAGAUAUGAAGCUCACAAAUAUGGACAAGAAGGGCAUCACUUUUACAUGCAUGAAUAGCACAGGUGAAGGGAAAGAUGGUUUUUCUACAUUUGCUUUGAAGUUCAAGGAUGUCUCCAUAGUUGAAGAGUUUCGGGCAGCUGUUAUGGCACAUAAAGAUAAAGUGCCUGCUGCUUCAAAGACACCAGAAUCAGCAUCAGUUGCUGCUUCAGAGAUGCCAGAAGCUGCGGCAACCAUGGAUUCAAAGACACCAGAAACAGCUACUGCUUCCAACACACAAGAAGUGGCUACUGCUUUAAAAACGCCAGAAAAUUCUCCGAAGGCUUCCAGUGACUAGGUGAGGUGUAACUCAGUAAAACCGAGUUUUAUUCUAUCAGGAAGCCACCUUUGGGGAGCUGAAAAUAUGUACGUUCAAGAGUUUGGUAGUUCGGGAACCUGAGAGCUUCUGGCUGUUGGAGAGUCAUCAAUUUGUUGUUGUUUUGUCUUUACUCUGGUCAUGGACCAAUGUUCUAGCUUCCUUAAAUCCUGGGGGUCACACUGCAUAAUUUUAUAGUUCUUAAGACUUUGAAUAUUUCACAUAUUUUAUAACCAUAUUUUAAUUAUUAAGUUAUAUAUGAAAAUGGCAACGAAACCCAUAUUAAAGAUGC
Molecule: messenger RNA, 2141 nt
Organism: Malania oleifera
Lineage: Eukaryota; Viridiplantae; Streptophyta; Magnoliopsida; Santalales; Ximeniaceae
Product: nuclear pore complex protein NUP50A-like
Exons: 2
Coding region: 419-1831 (470 amino acids)
Biological process (GO): intracellular transport
Cellular component (GO): cytoplasm; nuclear pore
Molecular function (GO): GTPase activator activity
Source: RefSeq, a predicted model, not a curated record